UGCCAUGACGCCUACUGGUGGGACCUGUCGCUGCAAAACGCGGAAGCUAAAGUAGAUAAUCUACCAUUCGUAGUUAAACAAAUAGAAAUAUGGUUAGCUCCUCAUUGACGUAUAGAUCAAGGAUACAGUACACAAUGUACCGUAUAUAAUAGUUGUAUUCUGGUCGAGUGAAGGUCGCGAUACAACGUUUGUUUUGGCAUCCCUAAGGUCUUUCAAUUAAGUAUUCUCACUUUGGCUAGACGAGCAAGAGAAUGGACAUUAAAGAAAAAACGAUUACCAUAUUGAAACGAUAUGAAAUCGGGAGCAAAUAUUCAUAUUUGCCGGUUCUGCCCAAAGCGGCUGUGUUGAUACCCCUCUUCCAGAGAGAUGGAGAACUACACGUGUUGAUGACACUUCGUUCUUUAGAGCUGAGGAGCAAUGCCGGCGAAGUGUGUUUUCCGGGGGGUAAGCGGGAUCCCGGCGACCGAGAUGACGUGGCCACCGCUUUGAGGGAGGCAGAGGAGGAGCUAGGUCUCCCACCUGACCAGGUGGAGGUAGUCUGCUCACUGUUCCCUGUGAUGAACCAGAGGGGUCUUCUGGUUGUCCCGGUGGUGGGCUUCAUAGACGAGUCGUUUGCCCCUCGUCCAAACCCGGCGGAGGUCAGUGCCGUGUUCACAGUCCCUCUGGAGUUCUUCACCAAAGCGGGGGCCCACUCUGCCUACAACCCCACUGGCCUGAGCACCCCGCUGCACAGCUUCCUGUACCAGGACCCCAAGUCUGGCAUCUCCUACCAGGUGUGGGGCCUCACCGCGAUGCUGGCCAUCCUGGUGGCCAGCCUGGCCCUCCAGAACAAGCCAGAAUUUGAUGCGGGGUUUGACUCUGACAACCCAAUAACUUUCUUCCAACAUAAUCUGAACAAGAGGAUCAAUAAACUAUGAUUAUUUUCUGUUUUUCCUGGAUGUAAGCAUAGUGGUUCUGCCUACAACCUAAAGACGAAUGCAUGCUUAUAUCUAGUAUCCCUCCUAAACUUGAAGCUAUUUUUGGCCUGUCUUGCACAAAUUCCCAGUUAAGGGUUCUUACUGAUUCUAUUCUCUUUAACUGACAUACUUACACAUUUUAAAGUCUCAUCAUUAGUCAUUAUGCAUUUUUUUCUAUAUAUAAUCAAAUCAGGUUUUACAUAUUUAGAAGAUUUAGAAAAAACUUCUGAUAUAAAUAAGAAUAUAUAUAUAUAUAUACUGUAUAUUUUUAAAGCAGCAAAAUACGUUGAUAUCUUUAUUAAUUGUUAAAUGUAGCAGCAGGAUUACAGAAAUAUAAUAUACAAAUGUCCAGACAAAGGCAAAAUACACCAUAUAGCCAAACGUAUGUGGACAUAUGACUAACACCUAUAUGAGCUUGUUGGACAUCCCACUCCAAAACCAUGGACAUUAAUAUGCAGUUGGGAUACAUCAUGUUCCAUCUAACAUCAUCUGCAAGCCAGGUCUAAUCACCCAACAUCAGUGCCCAACCUCCUUAAUGCUCUGGUAGCUGAAUGGAAGCUCUUCCCACAUCAAUAUUCCAAUAUGUAUUGGAAAGCCUUCCCAGAAAAGUGAAGGCAGUUAUAGAAACCAACUCCAUAUUAAUGGAGUGGUUUAGGAAUGAGGAGUUCAAUAAGCACAUGUCUGUGUACUGAGCAGUGUCUACAUACUAUCUGCUAUGUAUUGUACAUGUUCAUAUGUGUCAUGAAGGGAUGUUCCUAGAUGGAGGUUUCUCCAGGUUGGAUAAUAAAGCCUGGUCUCCAGACAUCG
Messenger RNA from Osmerus eperlanus (European smelt), 1763 nucleotides. It is a transcript of the gene nudt7, whose product is annotated as nudix (nucleoside diphosphate linked moiety X)-type motif 7. NCBI's taxonomy places the organism in Eukaryota, Metazoa, Chordata, Actinopteri, Osmeriformes, Osmeridae. The transcript is spliced from 3 exons. Gene Ontology annotation, molecular function: coenzyme A diphosphatase activity. The record is from RefSeq and is a predicted model, not a curated record. Gene Ontology annotation, biological process: coenzyme A catabolic process. The coding region runs from base 252 to 917 and encodes 221 amino acids.